AUGGCUUCCACUGUCCAACUGCACUUUGACCUUGACAUAAGACUGAUCUUGAACAAAAGGAAAAAACUGGACAAGCAAAAUGCGUUUGAGACAUUAUUGUCUGAAGAACUGCAGCGCGCGUAUGAACGCAGGGUGCUCAGGGAAGAAGCUGUCGGGUUCUGUCCAAAGGGGCAGUAUAUGAGGACACAGACGCUCAGUGCUUUUCUGAAUGUUUGUUUUCUCUCCUACGUAGGAACAAUCCUUCACAGGAGGACCGUCCAUCACCAUAAUCACUGCCAUGAAAACACAGUCAGUUUGCUUGUGUCUGUCAGCUUUCAUUAUAUUCGCUGGGAAAAAAAUCCCAAUUCCAGGUUUACUUUCUGCACAUGGUUUGAGAUUCCAGGACGAGGCACCUGCCUUGUCUCCGCGCUGGCAAGUGAGGUGAAAGUAGCGGGAGGUGGCGGCUGGUCAUUUACCUUCUGGGCUCCGGCUGGAGUUGGAUGUUUAGAGUUAUUUGGAGUCAACACUUUGAUUCCACCCACGGGUUUGUCAACAUCUACUCCCAGUGUUGCAGUUCAGAACGCAAAUGCUUCAGAUCGUCAGACAGCAUCACCGCCUUCAGAAUGCCUGAUGCAUGCAAGGAAAAGUCAAGGCUGUCCAUUAAGUGAGAAACCAUCUGGUCCACCUAGUGAUAGCAAAACUUACUCGGUACCUGCCCACCAAGAUCGAGCAUACGAGUAUGUGGAGUGCCCCAUUACUGGUGCCAGAGUGAAUAAGGAGAACCUGGAUCCUUCAAAUCUGAUGCCACCACCUAAUCAAACACCAGCCCCAGAUCAGCCAUUUCCUUUGUCUACAGUUAGAGAAGAAUCAUCCAUUCCAAGAGCAGAUUCUGAGAAAAAAUGGGUUUAUCCUUCAGAACAGAUGUUCUGCAAUGCAAUGUUAAGGAAAGGGUGGAAGUGGAAGGAUGAGGAUAUUAGCCAGAAAGAUAUGUGUAAUAUCAUUAAG
Molecule: messenger RNA, 984 nt
Organism: Octodon degus (degu)
Lineage: Eukaryota; Metazoa; Chordata; Mammalia; Rodentia; Octodontidae
Exons: 4
Biological process (GO): cytochrome c-heme linkage
Cellular component (GO): mitochondrion
Molecular function (GO): holocytochrome-c synthase activity
Source: RefSeq, a predicted model, not a curated record